AUGCAGCAAACCACCCACUCACCAUGGACCCGAGAGUCUGGGAAGCGGUGUAACGAUCAACACGGGUCAGUCGAGCCUACAAGCCUUAAUUACAUCGAGGUCACAAGGCAACUCCCCUCCGUCAAUCGGACGCUGACCGGGGGACCCGGCGCCAAGCGGGCGGAUAACGAUGGGCUCCAGGCUGUCGACCACGGAGGACAAGAGCAAGAACCUGCAUAUCUUGCAUAUGUAAACUGUCAGGCACCUCGAUGGGAGUUCAUGAACCUGUGGACUUUUGGCCAUGGCCCACCACCGUGCUGGAUCGGACUAACGAACAUGAGUCAAUUCUCCAACAGAGCCUCUCCCGAGCAUGUUGUCAAUUGCCACUUGAACCGUGAACCCGAGCAUAUCCUCGCUAAGAAUGGGGAAGAGAUCGACCCUGGUCUCCAGCUCGGAAACGGAUGCACGCAAUGCCGUAUGAACUAG
This is a messenger RNA of Aspergillus uvarum CBS 121591, 465 nucleotides long. RefSeq lists its product as uncharacterized. Bases 1 to 465 code for a protein of 154 amino acids. NCBI's taxonomy places the organism in Eukaryota, Fungi, Ascomycota, Eurotiomycetes, Eurotiales, Aspergillaceae. The record is from RefSeq and is a predicted model, not a curated record. The transcript is spliced from 4 exons.